AUGGCGACAAAAGCGGCUUUCAAACGGCUCACUCGUGAAUACCAAAAUAUCCAAAAAGAUCCCACGCCAUAUAUUGUGACCCACCCAUCUGAGACUAAUAUCCUUGAAUGGCAUUAUAUCCUCACUGGACCUCCGGGGACUCCUUAUGAAAACGGACAGUACUGGGGUACACUGAUAUUCCCUCCAGAGUACCCAUUCGCUCCCCCCGCCAUUCGCAUGCACACACCCAGUGGUCGAUUCCAGCCUUCCACUCGACUCUGUCUAAGCAUUAGUGAUUUCCACCCGAAAUCAUUCAACCCCGCCUGGGAAGUUUCGACUAUUCUCAUCGGUCUUCUCUCUUUCAUGACCAGUGAAGAAAUGACCACAGGAAGUGUCAGUGGUUCGGAAAGUGAGCGCAGAGUGCUUGCCGCACGAUCUCGGUGGUGGAACUCGACCGGAGGAGGUUCUCAUGUCAGCGCCACUGCCGGUGUCACUCGAACUUCCAAAGGUAUCAACAAUGUCAAGGCGGGAGAUGGAGGCUUAAAGUUCCGCACAGAAUGGACCGAACUCGACCAGGAAAAUUGGGCUUGGAUGAAAGAGCAUCGCAUCGAUUCUGCCACCGGUCAGAUUUUACCGGAUCCCGACGCGCCCACCAAGUGUUCUCCAGAGACAAGUGCUUUACGUCGACGUCCCAACGGUAGUGCUCCUGGAAUUGGUUCCGUCGUGGAUGGUGGAAAUGUCGCGAGAGAGGCUGGUCAAGGCUGGGCCAGACGAAACCGAAUCUGGAUAUGUGUUGCUGUCUUCUUUGGCUAUGCGUUGAUCUCGCGACUAUUGAGUGAUAUGCGAUCCUCCGCUUCGUCUUCCAUACUGGAUACAGACUCCGGAGACGGUUUUACGUCAAUUUACCGUGGGCGUCCUGUCAGGUGGUGUGCUGGUUAUCCUUUGCCUCUCCAUUCAAAUCCCAACCCACCUACAUCAUGGUUUCUUGAUCCUUUCUUUACGUUGCCCGGUACUAGUGAGCUUCCUUCGAUGGUUGCACACUUGGUGUACUACUGGAAAACCAUAUUCGUACCGAUGACUUUUCCGAACACGAGCAAAGAUUCAAAGCAAGAGAUGGAACUAAUGGUUAGAUCCUCAUUCUCUGACCCGGGAAGUUUCUUUGGGCUGAUGAGCAUGUGCGCUGCACAUCGAGCCGUUCUCGCGAGCCAGCGAUCGGGCAAUUGGGACUCGGUGCUUACCAACGACCCUGACUAUUGUAUGAUGAGAGCAAAGUCCAUUCAAGAGAUGAGCGCAAAAGUACGGGAUCCGAAUCGCAGACUCAGCAAUGAGGCAUUUGAUACCAUAGUCAACCUCCUCACUGGCUCGCUAAUUAUCGGAGAGUUCAGCGAGGUCCAUACUCACCUAACAGGGCUUAAAAGUAUGGUCGACCUGCGGGGUGGAAUAACAGAUGAGAGUAUCCGUUCCUCCUCUAUGUUGUCUGCCAUCAUCACAACCGACAUCAAAGCCGCGUCAGGAUUGAUGACCAAACCUGUUUUCCCAUUGACUUGGGAUGCACAGCCAAUUCCUUCGGAGAUCCAACAGCGAAUCAGACCACUGGCUUCGUCCCCUCUCAACAGACUAGGCACGGGAUUUUCUGUCAACACGUUUCUCAGUCCUCCCUUACUGAAAAUUAUAAGUGUGCUUCGUGACAUGGUAUUCUUUAGCAUCACCUAUCAGACAAAUCCCACGGUCAUCAAACCUGGCGACCAAGACUUUUUCCGCAUCCUCAACUGCGAAACAGAGCAUCAACUUCUCAGCUAUAUCUAUGCAGAAGGUUCCCCCAACCCGGAGCCCAAUCUUCAUCCGAUCGAAGCAGUCACUCGAGUGGCUGCUAUUUGUUAUCUCAAUCAUUUUCUGAUUGUCUCGCCUUCAUCAUCUGGAUUGGGUCGAGCCCUUACGAAACACCUCAAAACAGCGUUGGAUAGCUGCAAAUUGUCUCUUCUUGUAGGACUGCCAAAGCAAAACUUCGGACUGUACGUUUGGGCAUUAUUUAUCGGAGCCCAAGGUGCCCUUGGACAGCCUGAGAGACAAUGGUUUGUGGAGCGGCUAGCCCGUGUCGCAAUGAUAUGUGGAUGGCAGUCGUGGGAGCAAAUUUCAAAACUUAUGGCCGAAUUUUUCUUCGUUACAGCUUUGGACAGCUUGAAUUGGCGCUCUAUCUGGGAUGAAGCAAUGACUGGAUUUGUGAUAUCCGAGUCGGAGGAACUGGAAUUCUCGUCUCUUCUUGGAACGGGUGCACUCUCCCUUACUUAG
Penicillium roqueforti is the source of this 2268-nucleotide messenger RNA. RefSeq names its product transcriptional regulator family TF. Lineage: Eukaryota; Fungi; Ascomycota; Eurotiomycetes; Eurotiales; Aspergillaceae. The coding region runs from base 1 to 2268 and encodes 755 amino acids. The record is from RefSeq and is a predicted model, not a curated record. The transcript has 7 exons.